UUUGUUUACAAAAAUAUAAAUUUUGUCUUAUUGAUUUUUUUUCGCAGAUUUUUAUUAAUUUAUAUUCAAUGGGUGAUCUUUACAACCUAAAAUUAUUAUCAACAACAGCUGCAACAACAGAUAACAACAAUUCCAAUUUUUGGCCACCAAAUAUUGAUGAGCGCGUUGCGCAUUUAGACUUUGGAACGUCGACAAUGGAAGAUUGCGGCAAUACGACGAGCGCGUUAUUUGGUAGUGUUAUGGGUGGUGAUCCACGGCUUGUCUCAACUGAUUCUUUGGAUAUUGAAAUGCUUAGAAUGAGAUGUGAAAAUAAUAAACAAAAUGACUACAAAUUAACUUUUGAGGAUGAUAGUGGACAGUGGACAACAAGUGGUAUUGGAGCAAGUUUUAUGACGAAUGCAAGUGCAAGUCCAACGGCAUUACAAACAAGGAAAGCUCUUCGAUGUUUUAGGGGAAAAGAAGGCGAACAGACAACGUAUAAUCAACAUCAUCCAAGUUUGAGACUGUUGGAACGAUUGAAUUCUGUUGAUGACGAAGAUACAGCAAAAAUCAACGAAAGGAGAAAGAUUGGCAGUGAAAAAUGGCGAGAUAAAAUAUUAGAUGAAUUAUUUAACAAUAAUAACGGCAGCACAAGCUUUUCUCAAAUCUACAAGAAUUCUAAUAAUAAUAAACCAUCAGCAAUAACCUGGGGAAGAAUUGGUUGUAAUUUUGAAGCGGCAGGAUCAGAAUCUAAUGAACAACUUUCACGACCACUAGCUUUUGAUUCUGACAAAGUUAACAGUUUGCCUGUUUUGCACUCUAAAGCUAGUGGAAGAAACCACGAACAAAGUAAAAAUAAUGCUUUCAUCAAAGGAGACUCUUCACCAGCAGUUGCUCCCUCUCAAAAUUCAAGAAGACCACAAGCAAAAAUUGAUUUUAAUGAUGAUGGAAAUGAGGAUGUAAACAAUGAGUAUUCUGAAUUUUACCUGGGGGAUGGACGCUAUAUUGACAUGAAUCAUAAUGAGAUUGGAUUUACUCCAAAUAACACAAAUCAAAUGAAGCAGCAUGACAUCAAGCAAAAUCUUCAUGCUGUAAACAAAAUACAAAAAGGCGAGGACACUAAAAAACAACAAUUACCCAAUCGUCAAACUACUUCAUUGGCAUUAACAUCGUCGGCAAACAAUACUAAAAAAGAAAUGCCUAGAACCUUUGCAGAUCUUUCUCCAAGCAAAACUGCGCCAGAUUUACAAUUUAUUGCAUUGUCAUAUAAGGUUCCUUCAAUUACAAAUUCUUCAACAAUUGCCGCUACAGCUUCUUUCGAUGAUCUAUUGAAACAAGCAAAAGAAGGAAAUCUGGGCGCUGUUUUAGAAUGUUAUCCAUCAGAAAAGAUGCUUUUUGAAGCUGGCAGAGAUGAUGUUUGCGAGGAUGUAGCACCUGAUUCUGGAUUAGGAUCUUCACAUUCGGAAGGACCUUCACAUAUUGAAGAUUGGCAUUCACUCUCUGUGCUUUUGCCAAGACACGUAGUCGAUGCCUGCUCCUUUUUCAAAACCAACAGUUUCCUUCUGGGUGUUACUGAUAAUAACAUUGAUAAACGACGUUGUUACUGUUGCCAUGCCUCAACAAUGGGUUCUGGAAGAAGAUUUUAUGAAAAUAAAUGGCAAAAAUUGUUGAAUCAUAAACAGAACAAAAAUGGUUGUUGCUGUUGCGAUAAUGAGGCUUGUGUCAAAAGUUCAAUCGCAACAUUUAAUCCACAACGACAUCGUUUGAGAAGCAACACUUGUUUGGCUUCAACUGUUACUGAUGAUUUGUUUUUCUCUUCUUAUCCUAUUGGAAGUUCUUCAACUUCACAUGAAAAUUAUACACUUAAACGUCUUCAUCAACGCGAACUGGCUAUUAUUGGCUUGCCGAUUUAUGAGCAAAAACGUGGAAUUGUUGAGCGCGUCGUCGCUGGUGUUGGAGAACAAGUUCGAGGAGCCCCUACAUCUGUGGUAUUGUUGGCAGCAUUAGAGGCUUUAUUUGUAGAUGGUCUUCAUUCAAAUAUUCAACCAUGGGAUGUUAUUAAACAAUUAACGGGGAAAGGGCCUGUCACAGCGUCGAUUUUUCAAUUAUGUGAAGAGCUCGAGGUUUCAGAGAAGCCAAAAAAUUCUCUUGUCAGUCAUUUCUUUCAAGGAUUAAUUGCGCUUCAUUCUGUUGAUUGCUGGUUUUCUUAUAUUGUGCUGAAGGAACAUCAAUUACGCAAAUUUUAUGUAGAAACUUCUUUUCUUCUUGGAGCCAAUACUUCAUAUAGAUGCCUUUUUGCUCGUUUUAUUGACUAUCUAGAAUUAUUGUCAGUGCUCAAUCUUUGCAAUAGAAGAGGAUCAUUGUUGUCAAAUAAAAAAUUCAAUAAAAAACGCCGUCCAUUAGUGACAACAUCAUCUUUGGGAGUUUGUGAAAGAAAUGCUGCUGUUGAUAGUGUUGCGGCGAAGUUACCAAGUGAUUCACGUGUUCCAAAAAGCUCGUCAUUACCAUCAAGGAUAACGUUGAAUUCAAAUAAUGUUGUUGCGGUCAAGGAUGAAAACUCUUCACUCAACCAGAUAAAUAAAGGGGAAGGUGAAAAAAUAAAUGCGUCGGUUCCAAAAAAGCGACGAUCAAUGAUUCCAGUGCUCAGUUCGCGAAGCAAAUCAAAUGCCACAUCUUAUUAUCUUCAUGUUUAUCAUUCACGAAGUAGUUCAAGGCGAUCAACACCAAUGCAUAUUUGUAAUGUUAAAGAAAAUGUUUCUGAAGAUGAGCCAAAGAAUAUAACAAAAAAAGGAACGCUUUUGAAUGCUUUUAAAGGAGAACAAAUUGGCGUUAUUUCAGUACGUGGCCCAUAUUCACGAUGUGUACGUCUUGGUUCUGAAGAUGGAAAAUUAGUUUUACGAAAUGGUGUGAUACCUACUGACAAAUUAGAAUUUCUUCAUACUAACUAG
This is a messenger RNA of Meloidogyne enterolobii, 2927 nucleotides long. Lineage: Eukaryota; Metazoa; Nematoda; Chromadorea; Rhabditida; Meloidogynidae. The record is from the annotation of a GenBank genome assembly.